Messenger RNA from Symbiodinium natans, 2313 nucleotides. Lineage: Eukaryota; Dinophyceae; Suessiales; Symbiodiniaceae. The record is from the annotation of a GenBank genome assembly.
AUGAAUGUUCAGGGAAAAGAAGAGGAGAGGCCUAAGCUAGAGAGGUUUGACGGGACGCAGCCAGCAACGUAUCGCAAGUGGAGAAGAAAGGCGGAGUUGAUGUUGCUGGCCUUACCGACCACCUACUCGAAGGAUCGAUGGGGUGCCAAGCUGAUGGAGUUUCUAUCGGGCGAAGCAGAAGAAGUGUGCGAAGGCAUUGCGCUCGAGAAGAUCAUCAAGGAAGGUGGCCACGAAAUCAUCUUCGAGACUUUGGAUGGUCGCUACAAGGACUUGCAGAAGGACGCCUUGCAAAAGCACUUGACGGAGUACUUUUAUGGGACAAGCAUCAAGGCUGGAGAGAGCUACAGGAACAUGACCAUUCGCCUGGAGACAGCAUACCGCAGACUGCAAGAGCACAAGGUGGAGCUGCCAGAUGAAGUGAGAGGCUGGUUCCUGCUGCGAAAGCUUCAGCUGGAGUCUCAGGCAGAGGCCAUGGUGCUCACCCAUACUCGUGGGUCCCUCAAGUACGCAGACGUGAACAGUGCAGUGCAAGCGAUCUUUCCACAAGGAUGUGCUAAGACUGGUGGGGGCAAAUCUCGAGAAGUGUUUGAGACUGAGCUCCUCGAGGAACCUGGCGAGACGAACCAGGAGACGGAUGAGCUGGAUGGAGACGACGUGUUCCAGGUCAUCGCCGACCAGAUCCAGUCCCAGGAGACCUACGACGACGAGGAGGCGAUCGAGGUGUUUGAGUCCUACCAGGACAUCCGGCGGAAAAUGCAGCAGAAGAAGAUGGCCCGCGGCUACAAGGCAACAGGCACAGGAUCGACAUGGACUUUGUCGGGGACAGUGCGUGGCAAGAUUGAGCAGCUCAAGGCGCGGAGUCGUUGCCACAUCUGCCAGGAACGUGGACAUUGGAAGCGGGAGUGUCCAAAACGUAAGCCCGGAGGAGCACAACAAGCAAGUGGAAAGCAGAGUCAGGCAAGCGCAAAGACCAGUCAGACCAGCGAGGCCAUGAUCAUGGACAGUGGUGGUGGCAGCGCCAUGGACAAUCUGAACCAAGAGUACUUCCUCGAGGCAGAAGACAUCGUCAAGUUGGACACCUUUCUGGCAGAGCAAUGCGGCCAGAGGGAGGGUGGCCCAGCAGGCUUAGAUGUCCUGCAUGCUGAUGGCGAAGAAGUGAGAGGGGAUCUUGGGCAGAGUGUUUUUGAGUUUUUCCAGAAGCAAGGUCACGCAUCGGGCAGCGAGGCAUACAUGGCCGAUCUUGCUACUCAUGGGGUUCCAGACACUGCCUGUAGACGAACACUCAUAGGUGAAGCAGUUCUACAGCGCAUGUCUGAAGUACUGGGAAGGGUUGGGCUGCAAGUUAGAUUCGUGAGAGAGAGGCAUGAGUUCAAGUUUGGCAAUGCCGGGUUGAUUCAGACGGACAGAGCAGCCAUCAUUCCAGUACGGUUAGGAAGCCGACAGCUAGCAAUAAAGGCAGCUGUGCUGCCUGGUAGUGGCUCUGAAGCUCCACUGCUUCUUUCCAAGGUGACACAGAAUCAGGAUGUGAAGACGCACAUGAGAGAUGAGAUCAGCGCCAUGAGCUAUCCGAGCACCGAUGUGGAGAUGCAGGGCGCGAACAACUUCGUUCAGACCCCUCUGAUUGCCGGCUUGAUUGCCGAGGUGCAGCCGCAGUUGGAGGCGCAGGACCAGGUGGAGCUGAGUGCGUCGAUCCUGGAUCAACUAUCAGAUCACGAAGAAGACGCGCCAGAAGGGCUCGUGCCAGGGCUAACAGGGCGAAUCAUCUUCAACGUCGGGAAGUAUCAGAAAGCAGGCGCAGCGGUGAACUUUGCGACGUCCUAUCUCACCGACAAGAGCUACGUGGCGUGGGUGCGGAAGUUCGUGAAGUCAGGCCCAGAUGCAGCGGGGAAGUCAUCGCAUCCGACAAUGACACAGUUCCGACUGUACGUGGCCUUGAGAGAUCAGCGCAAGUCGCAGAGAAUCCAGAGAGGGUCGGAGCCAGAACCAGCGCUGACAACACCGUGUCGCACAACGAGAGCAGUGACCGCAAUGAACUUGGGAGCAUCCCCCAAGGCGAAGAGCAGUCCAAAGCCGAAGCCAUCGCCCACAACAAGGCGUACAGUUACAUCGAGUCGAAGCCGCCAGAGUGCAGACAGGGCAGAUGUGACGGAGCUAGAGACCGAGCAUGCGGAGACUCCUUGGUUGCUGAUGCCACAUCCAGAGGAGACAAGGAUGUCGCGCACGGAGAGCGAGAGGCGCCGCCAGUUGCUGAUGAGUCAGAUCGAGGCCCUGCACCUCGAGCUGGAGCGCCUGAACGAGGAGGGCCAGGAUUAG